This is a messenger RNA of Spea bombifrons (plains spadefoot toad), 4310 nucleotides long. It is a transcript of the gene NTRK3, whose product is annotated as neurotrophic receptor tyrosine kinase 3. Gene Ontology annotation, molecular function: neurotrophin receptor activity; transmembrane receptor protein tyrosine kinase activity; ATP binding. Bases 4 to 2487 code for a protein of 827 amino acids. Gene Ontology annotation, cellular component: axon; signaling receptor complex; plasma membrane. The transcript has 17 exons. NCBI's taxonomy places the organism in Eukaryota, Metazoa, Chordata, Amphibia, Anura, Pelobatidae. Gene Ontology annotation, biological process: regulation of phosphatidylinositol 3-kinase/protein kinase B signal transduction; positive regulation of kinase activity; protein phosphorylation. The record is from RefSeq and is a predicted model, not a curated record.
GAGAUGGAUGUGUCUCUGUGCCCUACCAAGUGCAGUUUCUGGAGGAUUUUCGUAUUGUGGAGCAUUUGGCUAGACUAUUUGGGUUCAGUACUGGCUUGUCCUGCUAAUUGUGUGUGCAGCAAAACUGAAAUCAACUGCAAGAAGCCGGAUGAUGGGAAUAUAUUCCCCCUCUUGGAAGGGCUGGAAUCCGGAUCCACUAAUGGUAGCACCAGUCUCAACAUCACUGACAUCUCCAAGAACAUUAUUUCAAUACACAUUGAAAACUGGAAGGGCUUACACACGUUGAAUGCGGUGGAUAUGGAACUCUACACUGGACUUCAGGAGCUAACGAUCAAGGACUCCGGACUACGAAGCAUACAGCUAAGAGCAUUUGCCAAGAACCCACAACUGCACUACAUAAACCUCUCUGGGAACCGUUUGACAACCUUAUCGUGGCAGCUCUUUCAGAACCUGGAACUUACCGAGUUGAGAAUAGAAAGAAACCAUUUUAACUGCAGUUGUGACAUUCGCUGGAUUCAACUUGGCCAGUGGAAAAAUGAGGCGAACCUGAGAAGCCAGCAGCUGUACUGUAUGAAUGUGGAGGGCAUCGUCAUUCCGCUGCAAGAAAUGAACAUAUCACAGUGUGAUCCUCCUGGGAUCAGCGUCAGCCACAGCAGUCUAAUAGUAAAAGAAGGCGAUAACGCAGUGCUAACCUGUAACGGAUCUGGCUCACCGCUUCCAGACGUCGACUGGAUUGUUACAAAUCUCCAUUCAAUAAACACACAUCAGACCAAUGUCAACUGGAACAGCGUGCAUUCCGUUAACCUGACCCUAGUCAAUGUUUCAGGGGAGGACAAUGGAUUCACUUUGACCUGUAUUGCAGAGAAUGUUGUGGGCAUGACCAAUGCUAGCGUUCCACUCACUGUCUACUACCCACCCCGGAUAUUGAGUUUGAAAGAACCAGUGUCUCGACUUGAACACUGUAUCGAAUUUGUGGUACGUGGGAAUCCUCAGCCGGUUCUUACGUGGUUCCAUAACAACCAAGCCCUCAGAGAAGUGGAUUUCAUCCGUACAGAGUUCUAUGGGCAUGACAAUGUCUCAGAAGGCUGUCUCCUCUUUAAUAAACCUACUCAUUACUACAAUGGAAAUUACACUCUUGUUGCUACUAAUAAGCUAGGAGUUGCUAGGCAAACCGUUUAUGCUCAUUUUCUGGAACAGCCAUUCCCAGAGAAUACUGACUAUUUCUUUUCAGUAGCAGAUACUGGAGUUAGUCCCACACCUCCAAUCAGCGUGACUCAUAAACCAGAGGAGGACACUUUUGGCGUAUCGAUAGCAGUCGGGCUUGCAGCCUUCGCCUGUGUCUUGUUAGUGGUUCUCUUUAUUGUCAUCAACAAAUACGGAAGGCGAUCCAAGUUUGGAAUGAAAGGACCCGUGGCCGUUAUUAGCGGGGAAGAAGAUUCCGCCAGUCCUCUGCAUCACAUAAACCAUGGAAUAACCACCCCAUCAUCGCUAGAUGCCGGACCAGAUACCGUUGUGAUUGGAAUGACGCGGAUCCCGGUUAUUGAAAACCCUCAGUAUUUCCGGCAAGGUCACAACUGUCACAAGCCAGACACAUAUGUUCAUUAUAUUAAGAGGAGAGAUAUUGUCCUGAAGAGAGAACUUGGUGAAGGAGCAUUUGGGAAGGUGUUUUUGGCUGACUGCUAUAACCUAAGUCCCACCAAAGACAAGAUGCUUGUUGCUGUCAAGGCCUUGAAAGAUCCCACAUUGGCGGCUCGUAAAGACUUCCAAAGAGAGGCAGAACUUCUUACAAACCUGCAACAUGACCACAUUGUCAAGUUUUAUGGUGUGUGUGGUGAUGGUGACCCACUGAUCAUGGUAUUUGAGUACAUGAAACAUGGGGAUCUCAAUAAGUUUCUGAGAGCACAUGGACCUGACGCCAUGAUCCUCGUAGAUGGCCAGCCACGUCAGACUAAAGGUGACCUGGGCUUGUCUCAGAUGCUGCACAUUGCUACACAAAUUGCUUCAGGAAUGGUUUAUCUUGCAUCGCAACAUUUUGUUCAUCGAGACCUGGCUACGAGAAACUGCUUAGUGGGGGUGAACCUGCUUGUCAAGAUUGGAGACUUUGGCAUGUCACGUGAUGUCUACAGUACAGACUACUACAGAGUUGGGGGUCAUACGAUGUUGCCAAUUCGAUGGAUGCCUCCUGAGAGUAUUAUGUACAGAAAGUUCACAACAGAUAGCGACGUAUGGAGUUUUGGUGUUAUUCUGUGGGAGAUAUUCACAUAUGGAAAACAACCAUGGUUUCAACUGUCAAAUACCGAGGUAAUUGAAUGCAUCACACAGGGCCGUGUCUUGGAAAGACCCAGAGUGGCUCCGAAGGAAGUUUAUGACAUGAUGUUGGGAUGCUGGCAAAGAGAACCACAGCUGAGACUAAAUAUAAAAGAGAUCUACAAGAUUCUUCAAGCUUUGGGAAAGGCUUCACCCAUCUACUUGGACAUCCUAGGCUAGCAAAGGCCAGUUACAAAAUAUCCAACCCUAUUUACCCUCUUCUUUCCUUCCCUGCUUUUCCCAAAAAAAAAAGUCUUCAUAAGGAAAAAAAAAAAAAAAAAGAAAUAAAAAGACAAACUCAAGUGCCUGCAACAUAUAACAACACGGAGAUAAACCUGUAAAGGCAGCAUUUUUUCUUUAACUAUCUUCCACCAAUACAACCAAUGAGGAAGAAGCUGCCACCGAUUUAAGAUUUGGGAACUUUUGGAAACAUACCACUACAAACGUGGCAAUUGUUUGCUCCUGUUCUCACAGUGUGCAAAUAUCACUACUCGACUAAAUGCAUAAAGACAAUCCAAAACUCCAUGACGGCAUCAAGCCUUAAGAGGAUGCUUAAACAGAUUGGAGCAUAAAGCCUUGUUACAUAAACAAGGGCAGAUUACUGCAACAAGAUGCAUUGUCAGUGACACUGGAAGCAUGGUGACCCCCUUUGUGCACGCAGAGAAGAAUCUGCAAAAUGCAUAGAAUUCUGGAGUGAUGAAGGAAGAACAAAUCAGCCAUUUUUUUGGGUUUUUGUGAAAGAUAUACAUUUAACUACUGCAGUACUUCUAAAUUUACAGACACUUUUAUAAUUUGUUAACUCCUAUAUGUAGAGAAUAUAUGAUUUCUGGAAAUGGAAUUGGCACCUACGGGUAAGAAUAUCUUUGCUUAGGGCAACUAAUUUUUUGGGUUUUUAUUUUUAACGUUUUUGAAAAAAUAUUGUUAUUUUUGAUCAGUCCAAGGGAACACAGUAGACGCUGUGAUGUUUUUCUUCAAUGUUAUAUUUUUGAGCACCAAGUACCUUUAAGCAGUAUUACAAGUCAACAACCUUUAACACAAGUACGCAAAUGUUAUCAGUAUUGUGAAGGCAAAUAUUUAAUAGAAGAUGGAUCAAUUUUUUUAACGUCCUUUCUACUUUUAGUGUUUUAGAUUGGGAUGUCUUGGUUUAAUGUAGUGUGUCUCAGGUCUGAAAUAAAUGGGAAUGUCAUACUUCAGUGAUUUCCCAGUCAUGUUAAAUUAAUAAUUAUCAGAGUAUCCUGAUAAUCUAAGGGACAGAUUUAUUUUCAUAAAUGAAACAACCUAUAAAAAUAAAAGUAAAUGUCUUUAUUAUUUAUGUAAGCAUCCAAGAGGACAUUUUAAUGAGGAAUAUAAUCAUGUCAUAAAAAAUCCCCCAUACUAAGCAAAUCAUUACAAUAUCUAGACAUCUAAUUGAGCUUUGGGACCAUUGCAUCUACAUGAUUAAAUAGUAUAUGUUAAGCCAGGUUUUCAUGCAUUGUUGGUGAUAAUAUUGUUAAUUUAGUCCAAUUUUUGUCUCAUUUAAACCAUUGACUUUGGGCUUUGAAAUGGCUGAUCACACCACUAAGCUUAUGAAAGACGCCUACCAUGUCAGAAAAAUGGACCGACGCAUCUGCCUUUUGAGCAAAGAACGGUUGCAUGUCUGGUAGGGGCUGGUUUUAAGAGAGACAUUUGGAUAUAUGGUCCUUGCUGGAGUUUUCUCAUCCCAAAACAUAUGCAAGAAAAGUGCUCCCAAGUGGAAAGUGUGCAUCUUGAUCUGGAUAACGAAAGAUGUGGAGCAUGAAAGUCUUUAAGUCAAGGGGAAGAACUUAAUGCGUGGUGCAGUGAGCGUUGGAAUUUACCUUUGGAAUUGCCAAGAAUGGCAAGACUAGGAAAAAAAAAACUAUUGGUAAAGGUAUUUGUUGAUAACAUUUUGGCUUAUUUCUACAAUAUUCUUAGCCCAUACUACUACACUUCUUCUUCAUCUUUUUUUUUUUUUAAACUCUCAAUGACACCAUUCAUGCCAAAAA